Alosa alosa (allis shad) is the source of this 2916-nucleotide messenger RNA. RefSeq lists its product as uncharacterized. The coding region runs from base 123 to 2249 and encodes 708 amino acids. The record is from RefSeq and is a predicted model, not a curated record. The transcript has 15 exons. NCBI's taxonomy places the organism in Eukaryota, Metazoa, Chordata, Actinopteri, Clupeiformes, Clupeidae.
UGCACACCUCCUCACCAAGUUAGUUUCACUAGUUUUGGAUUUGCUUUCGGGGGUAAAGGACCUAACCUAAACACCUAGCAAAACUGAACAUCCAUCCUAAAAUAGGCCUGUUUCUGGUCCCGAUGUCAAGCCAAACUUUGUGGUGGAGGCAGGCACUGAUCCUAAGUGUUUUCUUAUUGAUACCACGCUGUAAAGCAUCCCUUUUAGUGGCCAUCAUUAACACCGAACCUUUGGAUGGAAACAGUGCUGAGGUGAGGGCCCACUUUAGUGUGAUCGCCCCUCUGCCUUGUCCAUCUCUCCUGGACAGUGUGUGCAAUGACGGCAAUUCAUUAUGCAUUGCACACACUGUUCCCUCCCCCCUGCAAGGAGGUCAGCCUUCCCCUGGUUGGUGUGUCCGCCAAUGGCAGAACACUGUACCCAGCCAGCAUUCCUCCAACAUUAAUCUGGGGUCCGAUGUUGGUGUUGUGCUCUCCACAAGAGCAGACCUGUCUACCCGCAAGGACACACGAAAGAUGAACCGGUCUCCAUUCUCAGCUCUGAUUCCUCCAAUCAGGGUAAAUACAAACUGCUCUCGUGACAUCCCCCUGAGUGUGUACGACCUCGAUGGAGAUAGAGUUAGGUGUCGAUACGCCCGUGAUGAUCUCGGAGAGUGCCAUGGGAACUGUCCGCAGCAUGCUUUUUUUCUGUUAGAUGAGGCGUCUUGCACUCUGAGGUACAAAGGAGGAGCAUCUGAGGGACAAUACUCUGUGAAGCUGAUGGUUGAGGAUUUUCCCGUUCCUAAACCUUUUGUCCAAAUGGAAGAAAAGGCAUUCAGUUCAAAUCCUAUCUUCCUCUCCAUCACAGUGGAGAACAAAUUAUCGGACUGUUCUGUGCUGCCUGUAUUUGUUGAUGAAAGCCCAGAUGAGAAUGCUAUGAUUUCUGUCCUGCCAUAUGAGGAGGUGAAAUUCAAUGUCACCAUUCGUUCAGAGGCUGAAAAUGUAUUGGAGAUGGCCAUUGCUGGUCCCCCCAGCCUGUACAUAUCCCCACUUCAAAAUACACAAGAAUCUGAGAAAUCAGUCACUCUGGCAUGGGUCAGAGGCCCUAAUGACCUCAGCCGUUUGCUGUCCAUUUGUUUCACUGCAAAUACUGACAGUUUGCAGUCGGAGAUUCGGUGCAUUUGGCUUCAGCAAAGACCUAUGAGCGACUUGCCCGCUGGCACAGAGCUUAACUGUAUCAACAGCACCAUGUCUCUGGUGCUUCCCAUCUCCACCAUGUCUGAUCUGCCCUUGAAUGACCUUCAGCUAAACGAUCCUUCCUGCGCCGUCUUCCACAACACUACUCAUGUGACUGCUAGCUUUUCACUGAGUAGUUGUGGCACGAAGACAGUGCACUCUGGUUCAGAGUUGGUGUACACAAACACACUGAGGAGCACUGGUGUGUCCUCCCCCAUCACCCGGCGGCCUACGCUGAUUCUGCCCCUGGCCUGCCGGAUCGCAGGGCGGGAAGCUCAGGGCCCCCACUACAAGGUCAUCAUUCCCACAGAGGAGAAGGUGUUUGGGAAGGUGAUCUUCUGGUUGGAGUUCCAUCGUCCAGGGGAAGGCCCGUUGGGCAAUUUAACCCGCAUCGGUCAGUUUAGGAGGUUUCCGAGGGAGGCUAGAGUGGCGAUGAAAGAGGUCAACAGACUGGAGGAGCUGGACUUGUACGUGUUCUCCAACAGCUCAAAUACACAGGCCCAGCUUCUCAUGGGUGGAUGCAAAGAAUCUGAGACGGAGGACUUUGCUGAUGCUUCUCCUAUUGUAGAGAAUGGGUGUAAACGUGACAACAAAAGUCUCGAAAUCCUCAUACAAACUCCGACGAUUAAGGUCUACCGACUUAACCUGGCUCAAAUCAAAACUGUGGGGAACACGAUGUAUGUCGAAUGUACAGUGAGCCUUUGCGUAACCACGCAGGCUACUGAUAGAUGCCCAGGGCCAUGUGAUCCUGUUAAUCCGAAUGUUCUAGUGACCUCGAUCCUUUCCAGUAACUAUACUGUGCGCUCUGGGCCAGUCCUCCUUCUGGGUAGAGAAGUAACAGCAACAACCACAGUCCCUAAAACAACCACCCCACUGACCACCACCACUACUACUCCCACUACUACUCCUACUACUACUACUGUUGCUACAACCGCAGCAAACACUACAGCAUCCUCAGCUUCAAAAAGGACUUCCAGCUUGGCUGCGGGAGUGAUCAUAGUGGUCUUUCACAUGGUCUUCCUGUGUCUUCUCCACUGAUAGAAGAGCAAUCAAGAUUCACCCCUGCAGACGAAACAACAGACUCACUUCACUUAAUCACUUACUGAACUCACACCUCUUAUUCUCUUACUUAUCCAGUGUGUAUUUAAAUCAAGUAAUUAUAUAGAAAUAAUACUGCCCAUUCAUAGUCCUUGCUCUGUAAAUAGGAAACAAACAGCAACCAGCAAUGUUGCUUCAGGGGCAAGGGGAGCUUGGUGUUUGAUUGGCUGUUUGAACUGAAAUAUCAACAACCUUUCACUAUGAUCAAGGACUGUAUAUCACGAUAGGGGUGUAACAGUGCACAAAAGUCAUGAUUAAGUACGUACCUUGGUGUUGAAGUCAUGGUUUGGUUAAUUUUCAGUACAGUAAUCCUCUAAGUACUCCUAGCCUAACAUUCACUGACAAUAUUACUGAUGCUCAGCACAUAUAGAAAUAGUGUUUUGAAAAGGUGUCAAAUGUUUUUUGGCAUGAAUUAACUAAAGGUGUGGGAACUCGAAUUUGAAACAUGGUCUGCGCGCAAAAAAGCCUGUACUGUUGAUUACCGUUUUUAAGACUGCAUUCAGUACACAUCUGUAUUGAAUCUGAUGUCCUGUACCUAUAUAGUUCGGUGUGUGAAAAUGUGUACCUUUACACCUCUAAUUCUUGAAUGAAUAACUAUGGAGCUAAA